UUGUGGCUGCACAUGCCGAAAUGUUUAACAACACGUCUGUUCUUUCCAGCUGAACUUCUCGCACCAUUCACUUUUCCUCUCUCUUUCACCAACGUGCCGUUUGACAGUUCGGCCCAUUUGGCCUCCACUGACUUCGUUGACUUCGCUUCCUCAAUUUCAUUUCCAAGCUACCGUACCAUACCUUCCGUCGAAUUCGUCAACGGGCGACACCGAGUCGACGCGACGGAUUAUGCGUUAGCUCGUCGAUCAACACACCCCGCGAAUACCUGCUUUUGGCUGAGAUCAACUCCCGAGAGCGAUUAAUGAUGUGUUCGUCCCGAAAGCAGAUGACAUGACGUUAGUGCGCACAGUGAUGAAGAACUGCGAUAUUAAUCGCCGCAUGCCUCCAGCGAAAACGAAAAAUGUUUGUCAGAGAUCCCUGUGGCAUCGUAUGCAUCAUCGUCACCUAUGUGGCGGUGUUCUACGCUGACUACGUUGUGGUGCGAUGGAUCGUGUUGCACACUAUGCAAGACAGCUUAUGGUGCCCCUUCCAUAUAAUAGCGUUUAACACAGUUGUACUUCUUCUGAUGAUGGCACAUUUGAAAGCCGUCUGCAGCGAUCCAGGCAUAGUACCCUUACCACAAAGUAGAAUGGAUUUCUCUGACAUUCACGUCUCCGGGGGAAGCGACGACCAUGAAGGUGAUGAGAAGGAUGAUUGGACAGUGUGCACUAGAUGCGAAACGUAUAGACCACCUAGAGCACACCAUUGCAGAAUUUGUAAACGUUGUAUCAGAAGAAUGGAUCAUCACUGUCCGUGGAUCAACAACUGCGUUGGCGAGAGGAAUCAAAAGUACUUCAUACAGUUUCUGGUGUACGUUGGCGCGUUAGCUAUAUAUGCUAUUAUUUUAGUCAUUACGUCCUGGAUCUACGACUGUCCGCAGUGCAAUAAUGAUAUCGCAGUCAAACAAAAUCGCAUUUUACAUUGUGUGAUAUUAGUUUUGGAGUCGGGAUUGUUCGGUAUGUUCGUCAUAGCGAUUCUAGUUGAUCAGUUCCAAGCGAUCCUAGGCGAUGAAACUGCCGUGGAGCGCAUACAAGGUAUACAACAGCGCUAUCACAAUAAAAAUACACCACGAACGUUCACGCUUUUGUCUCAAGUAUGUGGGAAGAGCCAUCCAAUAUUUUGGCUGUUACCUUGCCACAAUCCACCACGUUACUCUUUCAGAAAGGACGCAUACUUAAUCGAUCACGAAGUUUGAGAUCAUAUACGAGUGUACUAUGUGUCUGCACACGCGUGGUAUUUUUUUUGUAUUAUUUUUUUACAUAACAGUAUAUUAGAAUAAUUCAUUCCUUGAAUUAGUAUCGUAAUACGUCUUUAUACGAAUUAUUGAUAUAAUAUAGAUUUGAGACAUGUAGCUAUAACGUUUCUACAGCGUGGAAAUAAUAUAUAUAUACAUAUAUGUAUAAACAUUCAUAUAAAAACGAUUAAUAUAUAUUAUGAAUAUAUUAAUCAUAUAUACAUAAAUAUAUAUUUAUUUAAAUUGUGAACAAACAAUAGCAACAAUUAAUUAUGUUAUUGCUUAUGCUGAAACAUAUGUGAUAACAGUACAUACAUGAAAAUGUAAUCGAUAUUAUAUUAAUAAAUUGAUUUUCUUAUUUUUUAAAGUUAAAAGUAUGUAAGAUUAAGUGAUACUCCAAGUGAUACAAAUAAUAAUUCUUUAAUUUAAGACAAUUAUUGCUAGGAACUGUGUCCUCGCCUAAUAAAUUUUGCUGCAAGGAUUGUAUUGUAGUAUUUUAGAAAAUAAAAUUGUUAAUAUAAUUUCAGGAAA
Molecule: messenger RNA, 1805 nt
Organism: Solenopsis invicta (red fire ant)
Lineage: Eukaryota; Metazoa; Arthropoda; Insecta; Hymenoptera; Formicidae
Gene: Dnz1
Product: palmitoyltransferase ZDHHC3
Exons: 4
Coding region: 402-1235 (277 amino acids)
Biological process (GO): protein targeting to membrane; peptidyl-L-cysteine S-palmitoylation
Cellular component (GO): endoplasmic reticulum; Golgi apparatus
Molecular function (GO): protein-cysteine S-palmitoyltransferase activity
Source: RefSeq, a predicted model, not a curated record